Messenger RNA from Neoarius graeffei (lesser salmon catfish), 2474 nucleotides. RefSeq lists its product as uncharacterized. Lineage: Eukaryota; Metazoa; Chordata; Actinopteri; Siluriformes; Ariidae. The transcript has 3 exons. The record is from RefSeq and is a predicted model, not a curated record. The coding region runs from base 654 to 2099 and encodes 481 amino acids.
AGUAGAUCUAGUUAUAUUUAUACAUAAUAGUUAGUACUACUACUAAUUAAAAAAACAGUAUCAUGCUACAUGAUUCGUUGUAUCACAUUUCGUUUCAACAUCAAUAAUGGCGAUAUGCAAAUAAGAUCUAUUCUGAAAAGUCAGUGUAUGGUACGCACCUGUGAAGAAAUCACAAAACGCUUUUCAUGCAUAUGAACUAGCACGUUCCGUACCCAUCCUGAGGAGAAAUAUCUGUAAGCUUCUAGUGACUUGUAGGCUUUUAGUGACUGACCACUGUAACCCCCUGGCGUGUUGAUGAGAUAGUGAUGUACAUCGGGGUAACUUGCGUCUGGCAGCUCAUUACUUGAACAAUCAAGCGCAGGGAUUCAGCAUAAGUCGAGAGCCCGACUUGAGAAGACGACAUCGCGACAGAGGGUAUCACUUACAGACUUGCGAAAGCAUGAUCCCCAAUAUGGCGGUGUAAACAGAUAAUCACGUGACCAUGAUGUCACAUGCGUAUUGACCCAUCCCACGUGAUGUCACGACAAAUGCGGCUGCCACUUUGGACAUGAACUACCAGUAGUCUACCACAGCCAACAACGAGGAACGACGGCGAAGCAUCGAAAGGAAUAUAGCCAUCAAAGAAAGUUUUUACUUUCAGCAAGACUUCCAUCAUGCCAAUAUAUUGUUGUGCACCUGGAUGUAGUAACCAUCAACACACAAGGCAAGAUUUAUCAUUUUAUCGGAUCCCGACAGAUGCUGACCGACGGAGAAGAUGGAUAGCGGCCAUUAACAGGAAAGAUUGGCAGCCCUCGGUAUACCAACGCUUGUGUAGUGACCACUUUGUUGGAGGGAAGAAAAGUAAUAACCCCCGGUCACCUGAUUAUGUGCCGAGCAUUUUCUCACACACAAAGUCGUCUGCAAAACAAAAAAACACAAAAGCAUUGAAGUCUGAAAAGCGACAAAACCUGAAGAAAAGGAAACGUGGAAGUAGAAAACAAGUUACAGCAGAAUGUGCAGUGCUUGGCCUUCGAGACACUGAUGUAACCACUCCUUCUGAAUGCUCCACGGAUUCCACUGCAUUAUCUCCUGAAGUUGCAGAUCUCAAAGAUGAAGGAAGUGCAGAAGCUUUAGAUGAAAAUGAAGCAUUGCCUUUUGAGCUCCAAUGCAGAAUCCUGAGGAAGGAAAAUCGUACUUUGAAGGAACAACUGAAAAAAUACUUUCUCUGUCCGGAGUCGUUUUCAGAGGACAAUGACAAAGUGGAACAAUUUACAGGUCUUCCAACAUAUGGGAUUAUGAUGGUGACAUUCCAGUUUAUACGGCCUUAUUUAAAUUUAAACAGGAAGUUUUCACCUUUCCGGCAGUUCCUGCUGACAUGUAUGCAUCUUCGACUGAACUUAAACUUACAGUUUUUAGCCUUCUUAUUUUCCAUUUCUUUGGAAACUGCAUCCAGAGUAUUUAGUAACACGUGUGAUGUUAUGUUCUGUCGCCUCGUUCCGGCGCUGGUGAUCUGGCCAGAUAGGGAACAUUUACGGCAAAGUCUGUCAGUUUCAUUUCAACAAAACUUUGAGAAAUGUUGCUGUAUAAUUGACUGUUUUGAAAUAUUUCAGGAAAAACCGAGUGAUGUGGAAACACCGAGAAAAACCUGUUCGCAGAAUAAAAGCCACAACUCUUCAAAAUAUCUGAUCGGUAUUGCCCCACAAGGCGCGGUUUGUUUCAUUUCUCAGGGGUGGGAUGGUCACUGCAGCGACAAACACAUAACGGAACAUUGCGGAUUUCUGGAUGAACUUUUGCCAGGGGAUCUGAUCCUAGCAGACAGAGGGUUUGAUGGAGGUGACGCUGUUGGAUUGCCUUCUGCAAAUGUAAACAUUUCUGCGUUUACUCGGGGAACGUCCCAAAUGAGCGCGUUGGAUGUGGAGGGCACAAGGGCGCUCGCGUCAGCCAGAAUCCAUGUUGAGAGGGUUAUUGGAAUGGUUCGUCAGAAAUACACAAUACUGAGCAAUACUGUGCCCAUAUCUCUUGUACAUUCAAAAGAUAAUGGAAUAACAUCUUUGGACAAAAUAGUACAUGUCUGCUGUGCAUUGACGAACCUGUCUGACCCCAUGAUUCUUUUUGAGUGAAAAAAAUGACAAAAUUCACUUAUUUGAAACCCUCAUUUUAUGGAUUACAUGAUGUCUGAACAGCUACUUUUUUUUAAUUUGUGUAAUACUUAUGACAAAGACAGCUUAAAAUUCUUUUAACAAUUUUAGAUGUGUGAUAUUUAUCAUAUCAAUCACAGUUAAUGUACAUAUUUGAGAAGGAUUUGAUGGAAAUUUUUACCAUACUGCAAAUGACAAUUCAGUGUAAUGUAUUGUAAAUAUUAUACAGUGACAAAGUUUAUAAACAUUGCUGUAUGCUUUAUAGUUUGAAUUAUAAUUUUGACGUGGAAUUCUUUGCAAAAACUGCCAAAUUAUUGAAUUGCUGCAGAUUUGAACAUAAUUGUAACAGGUGUAAAU